Molecule: messenger RNA, 699 nt
Organism: Dioszegia hungarica
Lineage: Eukaryota; Fungi; Basidiomycota; Tremellomycetes; Tremellales; Bulleribasidiaceae
Exons: 3
Coding region: 1-699 (232 amino acids)
Source: RefSeq, a predicted model, not a curated record
AUGUCUCAGGCGCAGGGAAUGGGCUGCGACGGAGGACCGAAAGCGAAAGAUUCACCACCGACGAGCGGGCUCCGUUCUUACUCCUCGGCACGAAACCCUUCGCUCUUUUCCCGGAUAGGUCCCUCUGCCGCUGUGGCCUCGACGCGGCCGACCCCUGCGCAAGGCGCAAGGAUCACUCGGGCAUCAUAUGCAGUACCCGGGGGCCAAUCCCCGUACACGUUGUCUUUGGCGAGGAAGCGGGAAGACCCUGUCGCUCGUCCCAUAUCGCUCCUGUCCAGAUUGCGAAAUAGUGAGGCCGAGCAGGAGCCGAGCCAGGCGGAGGGCUCUCGCAAGAAACGGAAAGUCAACGAUUCACCAUCUCAAUCCCAACCGGGCCCGUCAUCAAGGUCGAAUCUCGCGCGUCCUCCUCCCGUCCAGGCAUCCGCCGCUGGGCCAGUGUCGCCCGGGCUCACUCCCCUGGACGCGAAGGUUGCUCAGCUCAAUGAGGACCAGCUAGAUGAGGCAGCAUCUGAGCAGACUCUCUAUGAGUGCUGGCAGAAGAAAAAGCGCGAGGCGGAGGUAGCGGAAACGGCCUAUCGCGAGUCGUCGAGGAGAGUCGCAAAUAUCAGAAGGGAGAGUGACAAAGUGAUGAAGCUCGUGUUGGAGCGGAGUAAGCUCGCCCAGCGGAUCAAGGAGAUUGAUCAGCUGGAGGAGGUGUGA